Molecule: messenger RNA, 807 nt
Organism: Trichoderma gamsii
Lineage: Eukaryota; Fungi; Ascomycota; Sordariomycetes; Hypocreales; Hypocreaceae
Product: phosphomannomutase
Exons: 3
Coding region: 1-807 (268 amino acids)
Biological process (GO): mannose metabolic process; protein N-linked glycosylation; GDP-mannose biosynthetic process
Cellular component (GO): cytosol
Molecular function (GO): phosphomannomutase activity
Source: RefSeq, a predicted model, not a curated record
AUGGCUGCUCCUGCUUAUACCCCUCUUGAAGACCGUCCUCUCAAGGACACGAUUUGCCUUUUCGAUGUCGACGGCACCUUGACUCCCGCUCGUCUUGAUGCCUCUCCCGAAAUCCUCGACCUCCUCCAGGCUCUCCGCAAGAAGUGCUCCAUCGGCUUCGUCGGCGGCUCCGACCUCAUCAAGCAGGAAGAGCAGCUCGGCAAGCCCGCCGGCGUGCCCGUCACCACCCUCUUCGACUACUGCUUCGCCGAGAACGGCCUGACCGCGUACAAGCUAGGCGAGGCGCUGCCCUCCAACAGCUUCAUCAAGUGGAUCGGCGAGGACAAGUACAAGGAGCUGGCCAACUUUGUCCUGCACUACGUUGCCGACCUGGACAUCCCCGUCAAGCGAGGAACCUUCAUUGAGUUCCGCAACGGCAUGGUCAACAUCAGCCCCGUCGGCAGAAACGCCAGCACAAAGGAGCGAAACGAGUUUGAGGCCUACGACAAGGAGGCCAAGGUUCGAGAGAAGUUUGUUGCUGUUCUCAAGGAGAAGUUUGGCAACCUGGGCCUUACCUUCUCCAUCGGCGGCCAAAUCUCCUUCGACGUCUUCCCCACCGGCUGGGACAAGACCUACUGCCUGAACCACCUCGAGAACGAGGCCAAGAAGCCCAACGGAAUCGCCUACAAGAACAUCCAUUUCUUCGGAGACAAGACGUUCAAGGGCGGCAACGACUACGAGAUCUUCAGCGACGAGCGAACCAUUGGCCACACCGUCAAGGGCCCCGAGGAGACUAUCCAGAUUCUGAAGGAGCUUUUCGACCUCUAG